Molecule: messenger RNA, 1650 nt
Organism: Rosa chinensis
Lineage: Eukaryota; Viridiplantae; Streptophyta; Magnoliopsida; Rosales; Rosaceae
Exons: 4
Coding region: 1-1650 (549 amino acids)
Source: RefSeq, a predicted model, not a curated record
AUGGCUGAUCCUCUAGUUGCUAGGUGCCUUUACUCUAGCAAAGGUUAUAUGAUUCCUUUGAAUCAAUGCAUGAGCUACUCUGAGUUGUAUGAAGACAUUUUCCGUACAUUCCAGUUUUCCCCAACUGAUAUUAUUGAGCUUCAGUAUUCAGUUCCAGGUUGUGAAGUUUGUUUUCUUCGUAACGAUCGUGAUUUCCAGAUGCUGUUUUGUUCUGCUAGAAUACAUAGGACUGAAGUUCACAAGACGUAUUUGUCUGAUGAGUGGAUUUCUUAUAUUCAUCAUGUCGGGGAUAAGUUUCAUGGUGCUACUGAGCUUCUCACACUGAGCUCCGUGAGAAGCUCAGGAAUCUGUGCAAAUGUUGGAACUGAAGGUUGUGAUUGGCAUCUUCGUGCUUUUUCAUCAUCUGCCAAUGGUUGCCUUUAUAUCACAGAGUUGAAUAAUACUCACACUUGCAAGGGUGUAGUUAGGACUCAAAAACACAAGCUUUUGGGAUCUAAGGUUGUCAAGACUUGCAUUGCUGCUGAAGUUAGCUUUAAUCUUUCAUUGAAGCCAAGGGAGAUUAUGAGCAAGUUCAAAUCAACAUAUGGGUUUGAUAAUUCCUACAAGGUUGCCUUGAAAGUAAAGCAUCGGGCCAAGGAAGCGAUUUAUGGUUCCGAUGCAGACACGUUCAGCAAGUUAUCUUGGUAUAAGGAAGCUGUUUUGCAGAGUAACCCCAGCUCUUCUUUUGUGUUGGAGGUUGAACCAUCUUCAAAUCGUUUUCAGAGGCUUUUCGUAGCUUAUGGAGGUUGUGUAGAAGGCUUCAAAUUCUGUUUGCCUGUAUUGUAUGUUGAUGGAACGUUUGGUAAAAGCAUUUACAAGGGGCAGAUUUUGUCUGCAACUAGAAGGAAUGGGAAUCAAGGUUUCUACCCUCUAGCCAUAUGUUUUUGUGAUUCUGAGACAGAUGCAAACUGGACAUUAUUUUUCAAGCAUUUGAAGAGUCUGCUUGAACCUCAAGGAAGAGUUAUCACAUUUAUUAGUGAUCGGGGUGUUGGAUUGUUGAGCGCUUUCGAUAAGGUAUUUGCUGGUAAUCCUCAUCUGUUUUGUUACAAGCACUUGGUGGCGAACCUUGCCAGUAAAUAUAGGGGUAAAGGUAAUUCAAAAUUGAUAGAAGAUGUAAAGCAGAAGUUUUUUAAGGUUGCAUAUUCAUCUACACAGAAGGAAUACAGUUUCAAUUUGCGGUUGCUUAGAGCAGUUGGUGGUGCCGAUAUUAUUGACCCUUUUCUUUCUGAAUUGCCUGUGGAAAAUUGGUGCCGUGCAUUUUAUACUAGCUGCCGAUAUGGAAUUAUGGCUAAUGGGAUUGAUGAAUCAUUUUACUCUUGGAUUGCAAUUGAGCAUUUGAUGCCGGUCUAUUGUAUGCUGGACCAGACAAGAAUUAAACAAAUGGAGAUGGCGGGUAAAAGGAGGGAAGAGGCAGAAUGUUUAUGCAGGUUUACUGGAGUAAUAUGGAUCGUGAAAUUGAUAGAAGAUGUAAAGCAGAAAUUUUUUAAGGUUGCAUAUUCAUCUACACAGAAGGAAUACAGUUUCAAUUUGCGGUUGCUUAGAGCAGUUGGUGGUGCUGAUAUUAUUGACCCUUUUCUUUCUGCAGUUGGUGGUGUUUAUUUAGACAUGUAG